This is a messenger RNA of Penicillium canescens, 372 nucleotides long. RefSeq lists its product as uncharacterized. Bases 1 to 372 code for a protein of 123 amino acids. NCBI's taxonomy places the organism in Eukaryota, Fungi, Ascomycota, Eurotiomycetes, Eurotiales, Aspergillaceae. The record is from RefSeq and is a predicted model, not a curated record. The transcript has 3 exons.
AUGCCAGGCUGGCUCCCUUCAGAGGAAUUCCAUUACGAGUUCUCGGCGGAACGCCAGGCCGAAAUCGUUGAUAUUACCGAACAGAAUGACUGGCUUGCUGAGAUAUGCGAUACGGAGCGAGAAUGGUGGGGAUGUGAGGUGAGAAUUAGAAGACACUUCCAGCGGCUUCUUAUCUCCCUGGGCUAUGCGGCGCAACGUAUGCCCUGUUUGAAAAGCCUGAAAUUUGGUGUCGAGGAGGACGACUAUCGGGUUGCGAAGGCUUGGGGAUUUGACCUGGAUGAUGUGAUUAUCGAUGAUCAAAGCCCGGUAAUUUGUACUCUGAAACUCCCAAACUGGCCGUCUAACGAACCUAAAUCAAGGUUCCUUGAGUAG